UGUAUCCAGGGGUAGGUAAACAAGUCAAAAAAUUGAAUGAUAGAGGUAAACUUAGUACACGUAGAUGCUCCACGACGUCCAUCAUCCACUGGCGGUCAUUUGUGUGUCUCCCACCGUCCAAAUUUAUCUGGAUUAAUCAUACGUUAAAUGGACAUUUAGGACUAGUUAUGGGAAAACUUAAUACUAACAUGAUUUGGUUUAUUUUUGGAGCUGUUAUUUUGUAUCAGCCUUUUUUAAAUGCAGAGCUAAUACUCACGAAAGUAGACAGAACCAUCGAUCUAACUUCUCAGUUAACAAAAAUUACUAGUCAAAUUUCUAUUGAGAACAAAGGAGGUUCGCCAAUACGCGACUUUGUGUUAGCUAUUGAAGAGGAAGUUGCAUCGCAUAUCUCAUUUUUAGAUGUUUCAGAAAAGCAAGACAAUGAAGCAAAAUUGCCUUUCACUGCAACUACUGUGGGUGGACAAAGUGGGAAAUUUUUCAAAGUUUCAUUACCAUCGUCACUUGCACAAGACCAAGCAAUAAGUGUAACUGUUGAAGCUGUGUUUAGCCAUGCACUUACACCUUUCCCAGAAAAAAUUGGACAGUCAGAUAAGCAGUUAGUGUUAUUCAAGUGUAAUACAGUCCUUUAUUCACCAUAUGAAGUCAAGGAACAAAAAACCACAGUAAAGCUCCCAUCUUCGACAAUUGAAAGUUAUACUCGUCUAAAGCCAUCUAGCUCUAGUGAUAACACCAUUACCUAUGGACCUUACAAGGAUUCUAAGCCAUUCCGAACACACCUGAUGAAAAUCCAUUUUGAGAACAACUCACCCUUUCUUACUGUCAAUGAGAUGACCAGAUGGAUCGAGCUUUCACAUUGGGGUAAUAUUGCAGUUGAAGAGACGUAUCAUGUUUCACAUGAAGGAGCAAAACUAAAGGGUCAUUUUUCGAGAUAUGAUUACCAGCGAACACCCACCCACGCUGCUAUAAAGUCAUUCAAAACUGUUCUACCUGCAGCUGCAAAAGAUGUCUACUAUCGUGAUGAGAUUGGCAAUAUUUCAACCAGCAACAUGCUUACACAAGAUGAUGCUGUCGAACUCGAACUGCGACCAAGAUUUCCUUUGUUUGGUGGUUGGCAAACAAGAUACUACAUGGGAUAUAAUGUUCCUGCCUAUCAGUACUUGUACAGCAAGGGUGAAAAGUACAUUUUGAAAAUGAGAUUAGUUGAUCAUGUUUUUGAUGAUUUUGUGAUAGACAACCUCAAGGUGAAAAUUGUUUUGCCAGAAGGUGCAAGCAACAUCAAAUUAAAGCUACCCUACCACGUUACUGAGGGCAAAAGAGAAGUCCACAAGACCUAUUUGGAUACUGCAGGACGUCCAGUUGUCGUGUUGAACAAAGAAAAUGUUGUUGAAAGUCAUAUUCAAGACUUCGAGGUUCAUUACACAUUCCAGAAGAUUCAGUUAUUACAAGAACCCAUGUUGUGCGUUGCAGCCUUCUAUAUUCUCUUCAUAACUGUCAUUUUUAUCGUUCGAUUAGAUUUUUCCAUUACUAAGGAUGCUGCUAAAGAGUCUCGUAUGAAGAUUGCUAGCUUUGUAGAAGAGUUAUUGGGCGCUUGUGAUCGUCGCACAGGCUUGUACGCCACAAUGGACGCAGCUAUUGAUAAAUUUAAGCAGGCUCGUGAUCAGACAGCUUUUGCCGCCGCACAGAAGAAAUCUGCACAUGACUACAACACCGUCACUCACACCAUCAAUGACUUGUGUUCGUCUUUGAUCAAAGAAGAUUCCGAAGCAGGAGAAAAGUUGGCAGAGUUACAGAAGAAAGAACACGAGCGCAAAGUUAUACUGGACCAGCUUGUCACGUUAGCUACAAAAGUGGUUGCUGGUAAACUUGGGCGUCAACAAUACAUGGAGAGCGAGGAAACGGCUCAAAACAAGCGAGAAAAGUUGGGAGAAGAAAUCGAUGCUUUGUUAGCGUCUCUGUAAGCUUUUACCGCAACUGAAUAGACUCAAUUUGAAAUUUUUUAGAAUUCUUUUCACAAAUUUAGAUGUCAUUUUUUGAGUGAAGAAGAAUUACCUAUAUUUACUUUCCGUUCCGAUCUACGUGCAAGCGAAUAAUAAGUUAGAGCUUGAAACCGAAAAGGUGUUGGUUUAUAACUAAUUUUUGUAUGCUUUUUUCAGAUGGUUAGUAAUACAUAGACAUUCUUUAA
Messenger RNA from Hydractinia symbiolongicarpus, 2182 nucleotides. RefSeq names its product dolichyl-diphosphooligosaccharide--protein glycosyltransferase subunit 1-like. Gene Ontology annotation, cellular component: oligosaccharyltransferase complex; membrane. The record is from RefSeq and is a predicted model, not a curated record. Lineage: Eukaryota; Metazoa; Cnidaria; Hydrozoa; Anthoathecata; Hydractiniidae. The coding region runs from base 168 to 1958 and encodes 596 amino acids. The transcript is spliced from 7 exons.